AGCAUCAAGCCUGACGACAGGGCAUAGCUUGCAAUCAUCAACCACAUCUACCAUCGACGAAGCUGCCAACCACCACCACAGAAACCCCGCAGCCAUGGCCGCCAUGUUCAGUCAGAACCCGCUCAUGAACGGGCCCAACUAUUCAUUCUCAGACGCUCCCAAGACAGCUCGGGGCGAGCCUCGAGAGCAUGCCUUCAACCCCUAUACCGACAAUGGCGGCUCUACUCUAGCCAUCUCGGGCGCCGAUUUCACCAUCAUGGCCGGCGACACUCGCCACACCAGCGGUUACAGCAUCAACUCCCGGAUGUCCCCGAAGGUCUUCAAGAUCGGUGGCACUACUGCCAACCAGGACGAUGCUACCAUAGUUCUAUCUGUCUGCGGAUUUGCCGCCGAUGGCGAGGCCCUGCGUGAUCGUCUGGAUACCAUCUGCAAGAUCUAUCGCUACCGACAUGGCAAGCCAAUGUCCCUCAACGCAUGUGCCAAGCGCCUAUCCACCAUUCUCUACCAGAAGCGAUUCUUCCCAUACUACACGCAUGCCAUGCUUGGUGGCCUUGACGACGAGGGCAAGGGUGCUGUGUACUCCUACGACCCGGUUGGAAGCUACGAGAGGGAGCAAUGUCGAGCUGGAGGAGCUGCGGGUAGCUUGAUCAUGCCUUUCCUGGACAACCAGGUCAACUUCAAGAACCAGUACAUUCCCGGCAGCGGAGAGGGCCACGAUCUGAAGGAGAGAGAGCGUCGUACAUUGUCACGGCCGCAGGUUGAGACUAUUGUGAAGGACGCCUUUGAUGGUGCUGUGGAGCGUCACAUUGAGGUUGGUGACACUCUGCAGAUGUUGAUUAUCACAAAGGAGGGAAUCGAAGAGGUCUUUUUGCCUCUAAAGAAGGACUAGAUGCGUGUUUUGUUUUCUAUUGUUUGUUGAAAUGCGUAACGAUGUAUAGUAGCCGUUCAGAACGAAUGCCCGAAGAAGGCUGGAUUUGGACGCACCCCUGGACUCUUCCCCCGCGUGACCAUAAAUUCUCUUAUCAAUCUCCGCUUCAGAAUAUGUAUGUAGCCACGCAGCCCACGAUGACACCACCCACACAGGUAGAUCUAGAACCAAAGGCGGUGUACACCACCAAAAAUGGUUUGUAGGAUUUCGGCAGUACAAGUGUGUACCGUAGUCUACAUGUACUUGCAAUAUAUCGCCUCCACAUCCAUCACCAAAGUUUGCACUCGUUACGAGCUCUGAGUGGCGGCGAGGUGCUUCCAGCUCCACCGAGAGUCUGAUCAGCAAGGAGGAG
This is a messenger RNA of Trichoderma asperellum CBS 433.97, 1280 nucleotides long. RefSeq lists its product as uncharacterized. The record is from RefSeq and is a predicted model, not a curated record. Lineage: Eukaryota; Fungi; Ascomycota; Sordariomycetes; Hypocreales; Hypocreaceae. Gene Ontology annotation, cellular component: proteasome core complex.